GCGUUCUUCCUUUUCAAGAGUUGUUGUGAGAGCUGAUCUAACGUUAGCUUCCACUUGUGAACCUCGGCAGGCUAAAUUAGCUGGCUAACUGGUUUUCACUGCUGGAUAAAUCAUCGCUGUUGUCUUCUAUAAUUUGAGACGAGUCCAGCUUCUGACCAGAUCAUGGCCGAUUUCUCGCUGGAAGAUGCUUUAGGAGAUGACACACCAAGUCGGGUUAAUAAGAUAGGCAACACUAACCCUUCUGCCCCUGCCAGCAACCCUCCACCUCCUUCAAACCCAGGAUGGCCUGGUUCAGCUCCAGGAGCUCCCACCCAGCCUUCAGCACCAGCUGACUUUGGCAGCGGAUCAUCUGGACCAGGGGCUCCAGGGCCAUUCCCAUUCUCCUCAGGCCCAGGAGCGCCAGGACAAUAUCCAGGACCUCCUUCAGCACCUGGUGGGUUCCCAGCUGGCCCUGGAAUACCUGGACAAUAUCCACCUGCACCAGGUGCCCCAGGUCAGUUCCCAUCCAGCCCUGGGGCACCUGGGCAGUUUCCUGGACAGUAUCCACCUGAAGGAGCUCCAGGACAGCUACCUGGAGGUCCUGCUCCUUACCCAUCUGGACCAUUUCCUUCUGGCCCAGGAGCACCCCCAGGGCCUUAUCCAAAUGUGCCUUUUCCUGGUAGCCAGGCAGGAGGAGGCAAUGGGAUGUAUGGACCCGGAGGUCCAGGGGCAUUCCCUCCUCCAGCUGGCCCUGGCUCUUUCCCUGCUUUUCCUGCUGGAGGGUUUCCCCCAAUACCCACUGGGAAUUGGGGACCACCUGCAGGUGGAGGUUUUCCUCCUGCGCCUGGCCCCUUUGGUCCUGGUCCUGGGCCCAUGGGUCCAUAUGGUGGCCCUGCUUUUCCUGGAGGCACACUGAUGGUGCCAUAUGAUCUUCAUCUCCAUGCUGGAAUUAUGCCUCAACUUUUAAUCACAAUAAUCGGGGAGCCCGUUCCUGGUGCAGACAGGUUCCACGUUGACUUCAUCAAAGGUUCAGAUGUCGUUUUUCACUUUAAUCCUCGCUUCAAUGAGCAAACAAUUGUCAGAAACUCCAGCCUUGGAGGUUACUGGGGCCCAGAGGAGCGUGAAGGAUGCUUCCCCUUCGUUCAGGGACAACGUUUUGAGCUGAAGAUCCUUGUGGAGGAGAACAUGUUUAAAGUGGCGGUGGACGGAACUCACCUGCUGGAGUACGAGCACAGAGUCGGCGGCCUGGAGGAAGUGACCCUGCUGCGGGUGGCUGGAGACGUCACCCUCUACAGUGCAGCCCCAAGCAUGAUCUAAAUUUGCAACCAACCCAAACAAUAUCCAAGAGGCCCAGCUCAAACUUUACCGAUACAUUUCAAAUACUUUGGCGUGUUUGAUGGAAUUUGCAAGGCACAAUAAUCAGCAAAGUGCAGUUGUUGUCUACCUGGGACAUUUAUAACAUAAUAGAAGACAGAUUAUCCCAGAUCUGCACACUAUAAUCCUUCAUUUUUUCCCCCUUUUUUUUUAGUUUGAACUUGAUUAAAUCUAAUUUUAAAACCACUCACAAUUCAUUACAUUUAAUGACACAAUAGUAUUCAAGUAGUAAUUGAGGUAAAGUGCAUCUAAAGCAGAUGGUCUGAAGAAAAACAAAUUUAUGCUGAAUGAUAUGAUUGUAGACUUACGGGAGAAGUACGAUGUGUCCCAAGCAUUUCAGGUAUGUCCACCAGUGGGAAUUGUCUUGUUUACUUGUUGCUUAUUAUUCUGUCCUUUUUACGAAUAUGAUAAGGCUUUGUAGUGCAUGGAGUGAAAUGCUGAAAAUCUGCAUAGUUUCCUUUUAUUCCGCUGCUGGACUCUCAGACAGCAAGGUGGUGAUGAUGAUGAAAUUUCUUAAUGUAUUUAUAUACUGACUUUUUUUCCUCCUUUCUUCAGUUGCAAUCCUCCUGAGCUUGUGGACUGGAGGGUUGUUGAAAUGUUUAAUGAUUUCUGAUUUCAUGUUGAAGUCAAACCCAAGGGUGGAAAAAGAGAGGCACUAAUGAAAAGGCAGAGACUCUAUGGGGAUGAAUCUGUUGCCAAAGAGAAAGUACAGUGUUUUGAGGUCAUGAUUCAAGGAGCAACAAGCAAAAACCGAUUAAAAGUGCUAAUUAUUGUA
This is a messenger RNA of Melanotaenia boesemani (Boeseman's rainbowfish), 2128 nucleotides long. RefSeq names its product lectin, galactoside binding soluble 3a (gene lgals3a). Lineage: Eukaryota; Metazoa; Chordata; Actinopteri; Atheriniformes; Melanotaeniidae. The coding region runs from base 163 to 1296 and encodes 377 amino acids. Gene Ontology annotation, molecular function: carbohydrate binding; IgE binding; laminin binding. Gene Ontology annotation, biological process: macrophage chemotaxis; eosinophil chemotaxis; negative regulation of extrinsic apoptotic signaling pathway. Gene Ontology annotation, cellular component: immunological synapse; nucleus. The record is from RefSeq and is a predicted model, not a curated record. The transcript is spliced from 6 exons.